This is a messenger RNA of Rhinolophus ferrumequinum (greater horseshoe bat), 2432 nucleotides long. It is a transcript of the gene MPO, whose product is annotated as myeloperoxidase. The transcript has 14 exons. The record is from RefSeq and is a predicted model, not a curated record. Gene Ontology annotation, molecular function: peroxidase activity; heme binding. Gene Ontology annotation, biological process: response to oxidative stress. Bases 159 to 2318 code for a protein of 719 amino acids. NCBI's taxonomy places the organism in Eukaryota, Metazoa, Chordata, Mammalia, Chiroptera, Rhinolophidae.
AAAAGCCUACAUUCAGCUGAGAAAUGUUGCCAAUGUCAGGUCAACUUCAGAAGUGAGGUCCCGGAGCGUUGCGUGACGGACGCUAGCAAAGGAGAGGCACUGUGGACCUCUUCCUCAAGGAGGGCUGGAUUCUGUCUGUAGGCAGGGACCACUGAGAGAUGAAGCUGCUCCUGGCCCUAGUAGGGCUCCUGGCCAUUCUGGUUGUGCCCCAGCCUUUGGAGGGUACCGCUCCAGCUGUCCUGGGAGAGGUGGAGACCUCUCUGGUGCUGACGUGCAUGGAAGAGGCCAAGCGGCUGGUGGACAAAGCCUACAAGGAGCGGCGGGAAAGCAUCAAGCAGCGGCUUCACAGUGGAUUGGCCAGCCCCAUGGAACUCCUGUCCUACUUCAAGCAGCCAGUGGCAGCCACUAGAACAGCUGUGAGGGCUGCUGACUAUUUGCAUGUGGCCCUAGGCUUGCUGGAGGGGAAGCUGCAGCCCCUGUUGCCAGGGCCAUUCAAUGUCACUGAUGUGCUGACGCCUGCCCAGCUGAAUCUGCUGUCCAAGUUGAGCGGCUGUGCCUACCAGGACGUGGGGGUGACAUGUCCAGAGCGAGACAAGUACCGCACCAUCACCGGGCAGUGCAACAACAAACGCAGACCCACGCUGGGGGCCUCCAACCGGGCCUUUGUGCGUUGGUUGCCGGCGGAGUACGAGGACGGCUUCUCACUGCCCUACGGCUGGACGCCCGGGGUGAAGCGCGGCGGUUUCCCGGUGCCCCUGGCUCGGGCUGUCUCCAACGCCAUCGUGCGCUUCCCCACGGAGCAGCUGACCCCGGACCAGGAGCGCUCGCUGCUGUUCAUGCAGUGGGGCCAGCUGAUUGAUCACGACCUGGACUUCACCCCCGAACCGGCUGCCCGGGUCGCCUUCAUCACUGGCCUCAACUGUGAGACCAGCUGCCUGCAGCAGCCGCCCUGCUUCCCACUCAAGAUCCCACCCAAUGACCCCCGCAUCAAGAACCAGCAGGACUGCAUCCCCUUCUUCCGCUCCUGCCCUGCCUGCACAAACAGCAACAUCACCAUCCGCAACCAGAUCAACGCGCUCACCUCCUUCUUGGACGCCAGCAUGGUGUACGGCAGCGAGGACCCGUUGGCCAUGAAGCUGCGCAACCUCACCAACCAGCUGGGGCUGAUGGCCGUCAACUCCCGCUUCAGCGACAACGGCCGGGCUCUGCUGCCCUUCGACCAGCUGCACGACGACCCCUGCCUCCUCACCAACCGCUCCGCGCGCAUCCCCUGCUUCCUGGCAGGGGACACCCGCUCCAGUGAGAUGCCUGAGCUCACCUCCAUGCAUACACUCUUCCUGCGGGAGCACAACCGGCUGGCUACACAGCUCAAGCGCCUGAACCCCCGCUGGAAUGGAGAGAGGCUCUACCAAGAAGCCCGGAAGAUCGUGGGAGCCAUGAUCCAGAUCAUCACUUACCGGGACUACUUGCCGCUGGUACUGGGGCCAACGGCCCUGAAGAAGUACCUGCCCAAAUACCGCUCCUACAAUGACUCAGUGGACCCUCGCAUCUCCAACGUCUUCACAAACGCUUUCCGCUAUGGCCACACUCUCAUCCAACCCUUCAUGUUCCGCCUGGACAAUCAGUACAAGCCUACGGGGCCCAAUCCCCGUGUUCCCCUCAGCAAGGUCUUUUUUGCCUCCUGGAGGGUAGUGCUGGAAGGUGGCAUUGACCCCAUCCUCCGGGGCCUCAUGGCCACUCCGGCCAAGCUGAAUCGCCAGAACCAAAUUGUGGUGGAUGAGAUCCGGGAGCGGUUGUUUGAGCAGGUCAUGAGGAUUGGGCUGGACCUGCCUGCUCUAAACAUGCAGCGCAGCCGAGACCAUGGACUCCCAGGGUACAAUGCCUGGAGGCGCUUCUGCGGUCUCCCGCAGCCUAGCACGGUGGGUGAGCUGGGCACGGUGCUGAAGAAUCUGGACCUGGCAAGGAAGCUGAUGGCGCAGUAUGGUACACCCAACAACAUCGACAUCUGGAUGGGCGGUGUGUCCGAGCCCCUGGAGCGCAAUGGCCGCGUGGGCCCACUUCUCGCCUGCCUCAUUGGGACCCAGUUCAGGAAGCUCCGUGAUGGUGAUCGGUUUUGGUGGGAAAACAAGGACGUGUUCAGCACACAGCAGCGGCAGGCCCUGGCCAAGAUCUCCUUGCCUCGCAUCAUCUGCGACAACACAGGCAUCACCACCGUGUCCAAGAACAACAUCUUCAUGUCCAACACGUUUCCUCGGGACUUUGUCAAGUGCAGUACACUUCCUGCAUUGGACCUGACUUCCUGGAGGGAAAGGGACUAGAGGCUGGGUGAGGGGUACAGAGGAGCGGCCUGGAGAGGAACUGGGGCCUGUUGGCCCUUUUGUACUAUUUGUUUGUAUCUGAUAUCUAUGAUAAUAAAGUAGCACUGACGGGGA